This is a messenger RNA of Sinocyclocheilus grahami, 409 nucleotides long. RefSeq names its product CLIP-associating protein 1-B-like. NCBI's taxonomy places the organism in Eukaryota, Metazoa, Chordata, Actinopteri, Cypriniformes, Cyprinidae. The transcript has 4 exons. Gene Ontology annotation, molecular function: microtubule binding; kinetochore binding. The annotation marks the transcript as partial. Gene Ontology annotation, biological process: establishment of mitotic spindle localization; mitotic spindle assembly. Gene Ontology annotation, cellular component: cytoplasmic microtubule; basal cortex; mitotic spindle. The record is from RefSeq and is a predicted model, not a curated record.
AUGAGCGCAUGCACACUCAGAAUCAGGCUGACGUCCUUGAUGAACCCGUGCAUGUUGGCCAUGGCAAUGUCACCUCGCCUUCGCCAGCGCUUCCCGGUUAAUGGAUGCAGAAUCGGGCACGUCGCUGUCCUGAUGGAAACCAUUAAGAAAGGAGUUCAUGAUGCCGACUCUGAGGCCAGAUCAGUCGCUAGGAAAUGUUACUGGGGUUUCCACGCCCACUUCAGUAAGGAGGCGGAGCAUCUGUUUCAGGCGCUGGAACUGACCUAUCAGAAAGCGCUGCAGUCUCACCUGAAGAGCUCCGACAGCAUCACGUCUCUGCCGCAGUCCGACCGCUCGUCCUCCAGCUCGCAGGAGAGCCUCAAUCGGCUGCUGUCUGCUAAAACACCUGUCGGGAGCAACUUGAGCAAAA